AAAGAUUUGGAUUUUGCAUUUAGAAACUUGAAACCAACCCCUAAACACUAAGUCGUCGGAAUUCCGUCAGAAUUUUCUGACGGAUUACCGAGGACAUAUGGUUUCAUUGAAUUUUCGAUAUGUCCUCGGUAAUCCGUCAGAAAAUACCGACGACAUUCCGACGGACAUGUCCAGUCCGUCAGAAUGUCGUCGGUAUUUUCUGACGGAUUACCGAGGACAUGUGUUUCUACAAAAUUUUAAACAUAAAAAUCUACAAAUUUAUAUGCCAAAAGUAUGAAAAUAACACAUAAUAAGUCUUUAGUAUAGUAUUAGAUCGCAACCGUUCAAAUAUAACAACUUAUUUAAAUAUUUAUGUAUGCAUAUCAUUGUUUUCACAACAUCUCAUCUUAACAUUCAUAUACUUAUACAAUCAUAUUUAUAAUCUUACACUACAAAAAAAUGUUGUUGUGUUAAAUCAUGUUAUAAAAAUAUAUUUAUUGUUAAAUCUUUAUGCAAAUACUAUAUUUCUUAUCAAAGAUUUGGAUUUUACAUUUAAAAACUUGAAACCAACCCCUAAACACUAAGUCUUCGGAAUUCCGUCAGAAUGGGUCGUCAGUAUUCCGUCGAAAAAUACUGACGGACAAUAUAUCCGUCGGUAUUCUAAUUUCCCCGGGAAAACCAAACCGCGUGAAAAUUUUCGCGAACCGCCUUUUCGUAUAUAUUUAAUGAUUCUGACGGAAUACUGACGAACUUCGUCCGUCAGAAUUAUUAAAUAUAAAAAACCCUUCUUCUUCUUCUUCUUCUUCGUUAUCACCGCCUCUCUCUCAAACCUCUCCGCGAUUCCUCUCCUUCUGACGGCGAUUCCGGCCAAACUCAAGCUCCCUUCACCGGUGAAUCACCUCCUCAUCCUCAUAUCUCUUCUCCAAACCCCUAAUCAUCAAAUGAGGGUAAUCCCGUUGAUAAUCUCCAACUCAUCAAGGUGGCUCACACUAACAAGAAGACGGGUCAAAUCCAAGACGUUGUCAUCAAAGGUGUCGUUGAGAUGGUGGAAACUGAAAUAGCAUCUCAGUCUCAGUCUCAGCCUCUCUCUGAUGACGGCGAUUCUACAGGAGCGUCAACCAACUUGUCUCGAUUGCAAAUCAAUGAGAUGGUUGAAAAGGCCAUUCCUAAAAGGAAAGGAGACCGUUUAGUUGGGCUGGCCCGCCGUGCUUCUUCGUAUCCGACAUCUUCUUCGCAAGCUCCGUAUGCCGUUCCCAUGAUUCUCGAGGAGCUGCAUGACAAAGAUGAACGGAUUGUGGCAUUGGAGCAGCAGAACGCCACUAUCCUUACCGAGAACCAAACCAUCCUUGCUGAGCUGGCAUCGCAAAAGAAGACCACGCAGAGAUCAUGGAGAAGCUAAACCGUUUGUUUC
Messenger RNA from Raphanus sativus (radish), 1390 nucleotides. RefSeq lists its product as uncharacterized. The record is from RefSeq and is a predicted model, not a curated record. The transcript has 3 exons. NCBI's taxonomy places the organism in Eukaryota, Viridiplantae, Streptophyta, Magnoliopsida, Brassicales, Brassicaceae. Bases 1022 to 1378 code for a protein of 118 amino acids.